This is a messenger RNA of Liolophura sinensis, 1392 nucleotides long. RefSeq lists its product as uncharacterized. Gene Ontology annotation, cellular component: respiratory chain complex IV. The transcript has 5 exons. Lineage: Eukaryota; Metazoa; Mollusca; Polyplacophora; Chitonida; Chitonidae. The coding region runs from base 166 to 471 and encodes 101 amino acids. The record is from RefSeq and is a predicted model, not a curated record.
UGCUGUCAGCGUGUUGCAUGUUUGUAAUGUCCGUGCGGCGGUGUCGAAGAGCCAGUCGUUGAGCAGCUCGCCAACACUGAACAGGACACUACGGGUCGCUGAAAAGGGAUCGAAGAAUAGUGAAGGAAAAAAUCAAACCUCGGUCAGUUUUAUUUUCAAACCAUCAUGUCGUCCAAUGCCCCUCCAACGCAAGGGAAAACGUUUGGCUUUGGUAUGGUAGCCUUUAAGAAGUUUCCAGAGCUAAUACCACUGGCCGUCAUCAUCGGAGGCGCAUGCGUGAUGUGUGGUUCCUUCAUGGCGUAUGCAAUUGCUACCAAGCCUGACGUUAGAGUUGUAAAGGGAAGUGAGCUUCCACCCCACGAGAGGCUAAAGCCCGAACAGAGCACCAAGCUGGUUACGAUCAACCAGAAGUACGAGGCUAUUCCAGAGCUGGAGCAGCUGAGGAAGGAGAUCGGUAGCUUCAAGCCUUAAGCGAGAAGCUCUUAGGGAUGUCAGUCUUAAAACAUACCACAAAAACUAGCAGCUUGUUGUAGAGAAUAUGUAUCUCCACCAUAGACUCUCGUCCGAGAUCAUCCAAGAUGUGGCGUGAUCAAAGCGACACCUAGCGGGCGCCCGUUUCGUCACUAUCAUCUUUGAAUUUUAAUUUAUUCCAGUGUCUUAAUUGGUUUCUUAAAUAAAACGUUACAUACACUUUAGGGAAAAGCAAAGUAGCAGCUAUAAAGACUUCUUCACCAGCAAUGUUUCACAACAGAAGUGACAGAAUCUGUGUUUAGCAUAGUUAUAUUACUAGUUUAUGUGUCUUAUUCUGUAUAAAUUUUGUAGUUGUGAACAUUAUGAUAACAUUAAUGAGUGUAUUUUUGUAUGCUAAUGUUAAAUGAGCUAAAUUAAUAUAUAGAGUAUUGACUGUGCUAUGUUGUGUUGAGAUAGAACCAUUCCACCCAUCCUUUUGUAUAUAUGUGAAUGUAAAAGCUGAAGGUUUAAUGUUUAAUGCAAAGAGAGGAAAAACCGCGUCCAAGGGAAGUAACUCUCUAACAUCUUGAAAUCGGGUAUUCAAUGGGACAGAUUGUCUACCUGAUUUUAACGUGUUAAAACAAAUUAAAAGCACGUAAAAAAAACGCAAAAAUAGUACAAAAAGAAAAUAAAAAUAGAAAAAUAUGGCAAAAAUACUCAAAACAGAAAAUGAAACUGUUUCGAAUGUCUUACAACAAAGAAAACAUAAGACUUUUUACCAACGUGUACAACAACGUGUACAAAAAAAAACAAACAUGUAGCAUCAAUUUUGAUCGAGUGGCCCGAGAUGCGAAACAGAAGUGCUAUUGACAAAACCAUAUGACCAAAUUUGUAAUAGACGUACACAGGGGAAAAAAAUAAAAGAAACUGUAACUAACUCAA